GUUCUAAGCGUGCACACAAAUAAGUAUUAAUUACAUAAGAAAGCGUGUCUGCCUAAUAGAGUCAGGAGGAUAUUGGAGUACUUAAAAGGCGUGCAUAACUCGUUUUGUUUCUGUUUUCUCCCAAACCUGCCGUCUCCUACCUCUGUCAGAGGCCUGAACCUGGGGAGAUUUAGAGGGUCUUUCAAAGAAAAGGAAUGCAAGAUUAUCUUAUUUUUGCAAAUUUUACAAAAGCACAAGACCAGGGGACACAUUGCUAGGGUCCAGGGCCUGGGAAGUGGCCACACAAAUGGGCCCUUGAAGCUGGUGUUUCAUUAGGUUCACUGUAUUUUUCUUUUCUAAGAUUCUAUUUAUUUAUUUUGAGAGAGAGCACAGGUGGGGCACAGAGGGGGAGAGAGAGAGAGACAGAAUCUCAAGCAGACUUCCUUCAGAGCGUGGAGCCCAACUGAGGGCUCUAUCUCACCACCCUGAGAUCAUGACUUGAGCUGAAAUCAAGAGUUGGAGGCUUAACCAACUGAGCCACCCAGGGAUCCUUCAAUAGCUUCACUAUCAAUCCCCCUGGGCACCAAGUUGUACUAAAUUGUUUUUCUACAGAUGUCUGUCCCCCUCCCUCAGUCAUUCCCUAUGCCAUGUACCCUAUUUUAUAUAUACAAAGAAUAUUUCAUAUUUAAGAACAAAUAAACAUGUAUCCUCCAUCAGAUGGAGAGCUCCAGGUCAAAGGCUCUUGAUAAUAGCUUCUUGUUGUUUGUUGCCUGGUAAAUGCUAGGCACUAAGGUAGACUACUUACAUAAGUAAACUAAUGAUCACAACUCUAGAAGAUACUUAAUGAAAAACCCCAGAUUAUCUUUGAACCAAGCAUUAGGAAGGUUAAAAUAUGGUAAAUUGAAGACUAAGAUUUGAAUUAAUUUGGAGUUUGAUUUCAUAAUCCAUGGUUCUUCUCUUAAUCAAAAACAUAAAGUGCAAAGUCUGACAUUGUAGGAGCUCAGUAGAUGCUGAACAAGGUGCAAAUGUGCACAGACGAAUGCCCUUUCAUAAGAUGGGCAACUGUGGGGGGGGGUCUUCUACCAACACUGUUGGGUGCUACUCCAAGACAAAUUGAUAAUUAAGUUGAAUAGCAGGUAGAGAAAUUAUCAUCACAAGAGUAUCAUGUGACUUUAAAAUUUCAUAGCUGAUUUCAGAGAAAUCUUUGGAAAACUUAGGUGAAUUAGACACACAAGGAAAUUCACUGAAUGUUGUUAGGCUAGAAGGAGCCCUAGAUCUAGCUCUACUACACACUAAUACUGUGAAUUAAAUAAGUGUCAGUUUUGUAAAAUGAGAUUUUUGUAGACUAAGUGCUCCUAAGGGCACUUAACAGCUCUAAGAUGUUCUGAGUCCGUUGCAGCAAAAUACCACUUUCUUAAAAUACCAUAUCUUAAAGCAACAAUAUUUUAUGCUAAGAGGAAAUAAUUCUAACUUGUUCCCCCCAUCCUCAUGGAUAAUUUCUCAAUUCUCCAUGAAAGAAGACAAACCAUAACAAAACAUUGGUAGAAAUCAACAGUUCCUGGAAUAUGUGAACUGAGUUUGUUUUCAUCUCAGUAUUGAAUGCCUAGCACAAUUACUGUAUUGUUGCUGAAUAAAGAUUUGCCAAAUUAUUUUAUUUUGAAUCCUUGAACGGACACUAAAAGAGUUCAGAGUUGAUUUCUGGGCAUGCAACUCUUUAUGUCUGUAUUAAGAAUUAUAUAUUAUGUAUUUUUGUGAAUUAUGUAUUAUUUCUGUAUUAAGAGACAAUUCACAUCAAAGUUGUACCAUCGUGAGAAACAAAUAGGAAAGGACAGUCUUAGGCAGUUUUGCAAAAGCCUAUUUUUCCAUUUAAAGGAAACAGCAGACACUUGGGAGGGAAGAUGCCCUUUUCAAUCCUGGGCAUUUUCACAACCAACCAGUGAGAUGAGUGUUGGUACCACUGUUUACAGACACAAAACAGAACUCUAUGAGGCUGUCACUUGCUAGUGAGCAGGCCUAGCGGAGAGAAGACGAGUUUCAUGGUCCAAGUAAGGAGCUAGUACAGAAUGUGCUCUCGGUUCUCACUCAGAGACGAAAUCCACUCUCAUGGGUCAACCACUUGCAAAGAGCACCUGCUGCCUUGGGAGGCUAAUGGGAAUUGUGUCUGUAGUCACACUGUUACAAGGGCUCCCAGGAGUCCUCCGCAGCCUUGCAAGACGCGCCAGAGCCCAUCCAGAGCGUCACUGCGCCUGCGCACAUUAUCCCUAUGACGUCACGGCCUGGAGCUGCGACGGCGUACGCGCUCGUCAUCUUCAUGAUGUCAGGGCCUCCUUGGCCUUCAGUGGCGGUUGUGUCUGCGCCCGGUGCAGCUGGCGGAACAGCUCCUUGGGCAGCGGCUUCCGGUUUGGUGACCGCAUCUGGGGCUCCGCUUCUGAUAGGACAUUUGUGCGGCGGCGCGGCUGGGGCGGGGCCUCGGAGUCCACGGGGCGAGCCGGAGGGCAAGUCCGGGCAGGCAGAGGCAGAGCCUGGGUGACCAAAACGGGAGGGGGCCGUCCCGCGUCUUCUCAAUCCAGCAAAUGCUGAUGGUCUUCAAAGUUUGUUUUUCUUGUUUCGGGACAAAAAGUCUUUCAGUCCCUCCGCCCCUCCCUGCGUCACAGGUGCAGGGCUCGGGCCACCUUGGCGACCUCGCUACGUUAGGAGUCGGGCCUUCCGUUUGGGGUUCUUGAUCUAGACCCCCACCCUUGGACUCGGGGGCGCGAGGAUUGGAGUUCGCCUGCGUCUGCCUCCCGGGGACCAUGUUGGCUGCUGUGAUGCUGUGGUUGCAGACGUUCUGAUUCCAGGGACCCCCUUCUCCCCAAGCCGGUGGGGACCCUCGGGCUCAGAGAGUUAACCAGAAGGUUCACCACCAUCUCCAUGGCGGCCUCACACACUUCGCCGACUGUCGCAUCUCGCGUUCCUUUUGCAGACUUGUGUUCGACUUUAGAACGCAUACAGAGAAGUAGAGAGCGUGCAGCAAAAAUCAGACACUUCAGGGAGUUUUUAGAUUCUUGGAGACGAUUUCAUGAUGCCCUUCAUAAGAACCAAAGAGAUGUCAGCGACUCCUUUUAUCCAGCGAUGAGACUCAUUCUCCCUCAGCUAGAGAGAGAGAGAAUGGCCUACGGAAUCAAAGAAACUAUGCUUGCUAAACUUUAUAUUGAGUUGCUUAAUUUACCUAGAGGAGGAAAAGACGCCCUUAAACUUUUAAAUUACAGAACACCCACUGGAACUCGUGCGGAUGCCGGAGACUUUGCAACAAUUGCGUAUUUUGUGUUGAAACCAAGAUGUUUGCAGAAGGGAAGUUUAACCAUACAACAGGUAAAUGACAUUUUAGACUCAAUUGCCAGCAAUAAUUCUGCCAGAAGAAAGGACCUGAUAAAGAAGAGUCUUCUUCAGCUAAUAAGUCAGAGUUCAGCCCUGGAACAAAAGUGGCUUAUACGGAUGAUUGUAAAGGACUUAAAACUUGGUUUCAGCGAACAGUCUGUAUUUUCUGUUUUCCAUAAUGAUGCUGCUGAGUUGCAUAAUGUCACCACUGAUCUGGAAAAAGUCUGUAGGCAACUGCAUGAUCCUUCCAUAGGCCUCAGUGAUAUUUCUAUCACUUUAUUCUCUGCCUUUAAACCAAUGCUGGCUGCAAUAGCAGAUAUUGAGCGAAUCGAGAAAGACAUGAAACACCAGAGUUUCUACAUUGAAACCAAGCUAGAUGGCGAGCGUAUGCAAAUGCACAGACAGGGGGAUGUGUAUCAGUACUUCUCCCGGAAUGGAUAUAACUAUACGGAUCAGUUUGGCGACUCUCCCCGGGAAGGUUCUCUUACACCGUUCAUUCACAGUGCAUUCAAAACAGACGUACAAAUCUGUAUCCUGGAUGGCGAGAUGAUGGCCUUCAACCCUAACACACAGACUUUUAUGCAAAAGGGGAAUAAGUUUGAUAUCAAAAGAAUGGUGGAGGAUUCUGAUCUGCAGACUUGUUAUUGUGUGUUUGAUGUACUGAUGGUUAAUAAUAAAAAGCUAGGACGUGAGACCCUGAAAAAGAGGCAUGAAAUUCUUACUAGUGUUUUUACACCAAUACCAGGUAGAAUAGAAAUAGUGCAAAAAACACAAGCUCAUACUCAGAAAGAAGUGAUUGAUGCUUUGAAUGAAGCAAUAGAUAAAAGGGAAGAGGGAAUCAUGAUAAAACACCCUCUGUCUAUUUACAAGCCAGACAAAAGAGGUGAAGGAUGGCUGAAGAUUAAACCAGAGUACGUGGAUGGGCUGAUGGACGAGCUGGACAUCUUAAUUGUCGGGGGCUACUGGGGUAAAGGUUCCCGAGGGGGGAUGAUGUCUCAUUUUUUAUGUGCUGUAGCAGAAAAGCCUCCUCCUGGUGAAAAACCAUCCGUGUUUCACACUCUGUGCCGUGUUGGUUCAGGUUAUACCAUGAAGGAACUGUACGAUCUGGGUUUGAAAUUGGCCAAACAUUGGAAGCCUUUUCAUAAAAAAGCUCCACCCAGCAGCAUUUUAUGUGGCACAGAGAAGCCAGAAGUAUACAUCGAGCCUUGCCAUUCUGUCAUUGUUCAAGUGAAGGCGACAGAGAUCGUCUCCAGUGAUAUGUAUAAAGCUGGCUGCACGUUGCGUUUUCCACGGAUUGAAAGGAUAAGAGAAGACAAAGAGUGGCACGAAUGCACCACCGUGGAUGACUUAGAGCAACUUCGCGGGAAAGCGUCGGGAAAGCUUGCGUCCAAACACCUGUACGUAGGUGACGAUGAUGAGCCGCAAGAAAAGAAGCGGAAAGCUGCCCCGAAGGUGAAGAAAGUUAUUGGGAUUAUCGAGCACUUAAAAGCACCCAACCUUUCUAACGUAAACAAAGUUUGUAAUAUAUUCGAAGAUGUGGAGUUCUGUGUCAUGAGCGGAACGGGCAGCCAUCCAAAGCCUGAUCUGGAGAACAGGAUCGCAGAAUUUGGAGGUUAUAUCGUCCAAAAUCCAGGCCCAGACACAUACUGCGUGAUCGCAGGGUCUGAGAACAUCAGAGUGAAAAACAUAAUUUCUUCGAAUAAACAUGAUGUUGUCAAGCCCGAGUGGCUGCUAGAGUGUUUUAAGACCAAAAGCUGUGUGCCGUGGCAGCCUCGCUUUAUGAUUCAUAUGUGCCCAUCGACAAAGGAACAUUUUGCCCGUGAAUACGAUCAUUAUGGCGACAGUUAUUUUAUUGAUACAGAUUUGAACCAACUGAAGGAAGUGUUCUCAGGCAUUAAAAAUUCCGGCGAACAGACUCCUGGAGAAAUGGCUUCUGUGAUUGCCCAUUUAGAGUUUCGGUAUUCCUGGGACCGCUGCCCUCUCAGUAUGUUCCGACAGCACAUUAUUUAUGUGGACGUGUAUGCUGUCAUUAAUGACUUGAGCACCAAAAUCGAGGGGACGAGAUUAGCUGUCAUGGGUUUGGAACUUCGAUUUCAUGGAGCCAAGGUAGUUUCCCGUUUAGCUCAGGGAGUGUCUCACGUAAUCGUCGGGGAGGACCGGAGUCGUGUUGCAGAUUUAAAAGCUUUUCGAAGAACUCUUAAGAGAAAGUUUAAAAUCCUGCAACAAGAUUGGGUCACUGAUUCCAUAGACAAGUGUGAGUUGCAGGAGGAAAAUCGAUAUUUGGUUUAAACCUAGCUUUUCUACUGAGGAAAGCCUGUGAUCCGGUAGCCUCAUUGUAACAGAUGGUCGUGAUAAAAUAUUAAGCUACACUCUAUUUUUAUCUCUUAAAAUUAAUGCUUAAACAGUAUUAUUAGAUAUAGAAAAACAAUAAUUUUAACUUUUGAGAUAGAUAAGACACCAAAUGGACCAAAGCCAUGAAAGAAAAAAUUCUUUUAGCAGUGUAGUAUUUAAUGACUUUUAAAACCAAGAUGAAAUAAGCAGUUUAAAGAAGCGACAUUUAUAUAAUAUUCCUAGAGAAAUCAAGAAUUUUGACUCAAAUAUUAAUAAGAUACAUUCAGAAGCUUUUAGAGUCAUUAAAAACAUUGGUCUAAGUGGAUUUUCUGUGGUCAAAAUUUUAAUAGUUUUUAUCUAAUAAAAGCAUUGCAAGAAAGAAGCAGAAUUGUUACAAUCGGACUUGUAAAAAAUAGGUCUUUUAAAUUGAAGGCUAAAAUUCUUUCAAGUGUGAAAUGUAAACAAAUUUAAUUUUUAAGGUUAAGGGCAAGCUCAUGAAUGAAACCUUGUUGAUGAUGUCAUUAGGUAAAUUAGGAGAAAUAACUUAAAAUUAUAUGAAUUUAAUUAAAAGAAACUUGCAGCUUUAAAAGUACUUGGCCCAUAUUUAUUUUUUUCUGAAACAGAGCAUGUGUUAAAGAGAGUGUCUCUGUGUGAACUGUACUCCAGGAUAAAUCGUAUUCACAAAGAGUGAUUUUCCUAGAUGUAAUCCAGGGUACAUGUCAAGAUGGCAUAUGUGUUGUAACUUCCAUUACAGAGUGGUAAAUUGUUCUAUUUAAAAUGAUUUUUAUCCUUAGAUUAUUUAAAAUCAUUAUGUGUAAUAUGUAUUGUAUCUGAAUUUAUUUACCAAAUUUUAGAAUACAGUCUAUUCAUUUUGAAAAAUACACUUUCAUGACACCUUUGCAAUACUUGAAAUAUGGAACCCAAGGAAUUAUUAUUUGUAAGUAAUUUGAAAUUUUAUCAAAACAGUGUAACAAAUGUUUUAUUUCUUAAUUUAAAUAAAAUAUUUAAUAUGCUAUUAAAA
This is a messenger RNA of Ailuropoda melanoleuca (giant panda), 6688 nucleotides long. It is a transcript of the gene LIG4, whose product is annotated as DNA ligase 4. Lineage: Eukaryota; Metazoa; Chordata; Mammalia; Carnivora; Ursidae. Bases 2890 to 5625 code for a protein of 911 amino acids. The transcript is spliced from 2 exons. Gene Ontology annotation, cellular component: DNA ligase IV complex; DNA-dependent protein kinase-DNA ligase 4 complex. Gene Ontology annotation, biological process: double-strand break repair via nonhomologous end joining; immunoglobulin V(D)J recombination; nucleotide-excision repair, DNA gap filling. The record is from RefSeq and is a predicted model, not a curated record. Gene Ontology annotation, molecular function: ATP binding; DNA binding; DNA ligase (ATP) activity.